Molecule: messenger RNA, 513 nt
Organism: Rosa rugosa (rugosa rose)
Lineage: Eukaryota; Viridiplantae; Streptophyta; Magnoliopsida; Rosales; Rosaceae
Exons: 1
Coding region: 1-513 (170 amino acids)
Source: RefSeq, a predicted model, not a curated record
AUGAACCUCAACAAUGUUUUGAUGCUCACUGGAACAAACUUUAGAGCCUGGAGAGAUUCGGUAGAGCGUUAUAUGAUGAUGCAUGAGAAUAUAGAGGAUGAACCUGAGGCAUUAACUAAAGAUAGUUCAGCUGAGGAGGUUAAGGCAUUUAAAGCUUGGCACAGGUCAGAUAGAAUGGCCAAGAACACCAUUAGGAACACUAUGUCUGACACUGUAAGAGGUAGUGUAGAAGAACCUGACUUGGCUACUGACUAUAUGGAGGCCAUUGAGAGAAAACUUAAAGAGAGUGAGAAAGCAGAGGCUGCAAGAUUGUCUAAGGCUUUCCAUGAGCUGAAGUAUGAAGGAUCUGGGGGAGUUAGAGAGCACAUAAUGAAGCUGAUCCACAUUAAUACUAGGCUCAGGGAGUUACUGAUGGGAGUGAAUGAUAGGCAAGUGGUGCAUGUUGCACUGCAUUCUUUGCCAAAUACCUUCAGUGGGCUUAGAACUAGCUACAAUGCUCUAAAGGGUACCUAG